GUUAGAGCAUCCAGCCUCCAAGAGUUAACCUGCAGCGGUGUUCGGAAGAGCCAAGGCAGAGGAUACACAAUCAUCCCGGCAGGCAGGCAGGCACUCUGGCUUGCAGGGAAUGACAUGCGGUUUUGAAUGAGCAGCUGCAGGAGCGAGUUGGGGAUCUUACAGGAGCUGUCCUUGGAAUGUAGAGAAACAGCCACAGCAAGAGAGAAUGUAAGAAAUGGCGUGUGGUUCCUGAAGAGGAGCUGGGAUGACUAACUUUGAUUGUCAACUCGAUUCGACGAGAAAUUCCUACGGCAUUAGUGAGGUACACCUUUGGGCCUCCCUGUGAGGGACUUUCUAAACAGAAUUAAUUUAGGAGAGGAGACCCACCCUGCGUAGGCAGCAUCAUGACAUGGGCUGGGGGCCAGACUGAACAACGAAAAAACAGGAACCGGCCAGGCCGCAGGUAUGCUAAUGAGAACUUCAAGGCUCCCAGACUUGCCUAUGGAAUCUUUCCUCAGUAGAUUUGAAGACACACCGAGAAAUCAGCCUCACAAUCUGCAGGGACAAGGAACAAGAUUCUGAAUGGACAUUUGCUCUCCUGGGAGGUGAACCCUGUUUUGAUUCACAGACUCGGGAGAAAUGGCAAAGCGCACCUUCUCCACCUUGGAGGCAUUCCUCAUUUUCCUUCUGGUAAUGAUGACAGUCAUCACAGUGGCCCUUCUCACCCUCCUGUUCGUCACCAGUGGGACCAUUGAAAACAACAAAGAUUCUGGAAAUCAUGGGUCUUCAACCACCCAGGACCCCACAACCACCCAGACUUCUCCAAUUACACAACCCCCAGACCCUCCUCCAUUUCAGAACUUCAGUGGCUACUACAUUGGUGUUGGGCGAGCUGAUUCCACAGGACAAGUAUCAGAUAUCAAUUUGAUGGGCUAUGGCAAAAGUGGCCAGAAUGCACGGGGCCUCCUCACCAGGCUGUACAGUCGCGCUUUCAUCUUUGUGGAUCCAGAUGGGUCAAAUCGCAUGGCGUUUGUCAGUGUUGAACUAUGCAUGAUUUCCCAACGACUCAGGCUGGAGGUCCUGAAGAGACUAGAGAGUAAAUAUGGCUCCUUGUAUCGAAGAGACAACGUUAUCCUGAGUGGCACUCAUACACACUCGGGUCCAGCAGGAUUUUUCCAGUACACUCUUUUUGUAUUAGCCAGCGAAGGGUUCAGCAAUCGAACCUUUCAGUACUUCGUGUCUGGCAUCGUGAAGAGCAUUGAGAUAGCACACGCGAAUCUUAAACCAGGCAAAAUCUUUAUGAACAAAGGAAAUGUUGCCAAUGUGCAGAUCAACCGAAGCCCCUCUUCUUACCUUCAGAACCCACCGUCAGAGAGAGCGAGGUAUUCUUCAAACACAGACAAGGAAAUGUUAGUCUUGAAAUUGGUGGAUUUGAAUGGAGAAGACUUGGGCCUGAUCAGCUGGUUUGCCAUCCAUCCUGUUAGCAUGAACAAUAGCAACCACCUUGUAAGUAGUGACAAUAUGGGCUAUGCAGCUUACUUAUUUGAGCAAGAGAAGAACAGAGGCUAUCUACCUGGACAGGGACCCUUUGUAGCAGGCUUCGCUUCAUCAAAUCUUGGAGAUGUGUCCCCCAACAUUCUUGGCCCGCAUUGUGCCAACACGGGAGAGUCUUGUGACAAUGAAAAAAGCACCUGUCCUGUCGGUGGGCCUAGCAUGUGCAUGGCCAGCGGACCCGGACGAGAUAUGUUUGAGAGCACACAAAUUAUAGGACGGACCAUCUACCAGAGAGCCAAGGAGCUGCAUGACUCUGCCUCCCAGGAGCUGACUGGACCAGUGCUGGCCGCUCACCAGUGGGUGAACAUGACAGAUUUGAGCGUCCUGCUCAAUGACACAUAUGCAGUGAAGACUUGUAAACCUGCCCUGGGCUACAGUUUUGCAGCAGGCACAAUUGAUGGAGUUUCGGGCCUCAAUAUUACACAGGGAACAACAGAAGGGGUUCUAUUUUGGGACACGAUUCGGGACCAGCUCUUGGGCAGACCAUCUGAAGAAAUCAUAGAGUGCCAUAAACCUAAGCCAAUCCUAGUUCACACUGGAGAGCUGACAAAACCUCAUCCUUGGCACCCAGAUAUUGUUGAUGUUCAGAUUGUUACUCUUGGGUCCCUGGCCAUUGCUGCUAUUCCUGGGGAGUUUACAACCAUGUCGGGACGAAGAUUUCGAGAGGCAGUUAAAAAAGAAUUUGAAUCUUAUGGGAUGAAGGAUAUGACUGUUGUUGUUUCCGGUUUAUGCAAUGUUUACACACAUUACAUCACCACAUAUGAAGAAUAUCAGGCUCAGCGGUAUGAGGCAGCAUCUACAAUUUAUGGACCACACACUCUGUCUGCAUACAUCCAGCUCUUCAGAGACCUUGCUAAGGCAAUCGCUACGGACACAGUAGCCAACAUGAGCAGCGGUCCUGAGCCUCCAUUCUUCACAAACCUGAUAGCUACACUUAUCCCUAAUAUUCAAGAUAGAACACCAAUAGGAAGAAAUUUUGGUGAUGUCCUGCAGCCAGCAAACCCUGAAUACAGAGUGGGAGAAGUGGUUGAAGUUACAUUUGUAGGCGCUAACCCAAAGAAUUCAGCAGAAAAUCAGACCCAUCAAACCUUCCUCACUGUGGAGAAAUAUGAGGACUCUAUAGCCGACUGGCAGAUAUUGUAUAAUGAUGCCUCCUGGGAAACGAGGUUUUAUUGGCACAAGGGAACACUGGGUCUGAGCAAUGCAACAAUUGAAUGGUAUAUUCCAGAUACCGCACAGCCUGGAAUCUACAGAAUAAGAUAUUUUGGACAUAACCGGAAGCAAGAACUUCUGAAGCCUGCUGUCAUACUUGCAUUUGAAGGCAUUUCUUCUCCUUUUGAAGUUGUAACUACUUAGUGAAAAGUUGACAGAUACUGAAAAAACUGCUUUCCUCUGUGUACAUUGUAGAGUGAUUUCACACAAAUGUGAACUAUCAGUUUGAUUUUUGUGACUGUCCCUACUUGGGGUGCAGAUAGUUUAUUGCUAGUGGGACAGAUGUGAGUGUUUAUAUGAUUAUGCACAUGCAUGCUCAACAGGAAGGGAGGAAGGGAAGAAGUGAAGGGAGAGCGAGAGAGAGAGAGAGAGAGAGAGAGAGAGAGAGAGAGAGAGAGAGAGAGAGAGAGAGAGAGAGAGAGAGAGAGAGAUUACUAGUGAAUGAGAGAAUAAGUAUGAGAGAAUUCCUCUGGCAGCCAUGCACCUUGCGGUCUUUGUCCUAAAGCAUGCUUUUACUUGAGACUUUGUGGUUGCUUAAGAGAAAAUUCCCUUUAAUAUGAAAUCUCAGAAAGACAGUAUCUGAAGAUAUGUGAACAAUGUUUAACCUAUUUAUUUAUAGACUUAUUGAGUGAGAAUGCUAGGAAACAUUCUAGAAAUCCUCUAGAUUGAUACUUGAUUUUCCAGAGAUGAAUAAAAAGGUAAUUUGCUUUAGGUUAGAAUAAGAUUAGUAUAUAUUUUUGCCUACUUGCAUUUACAAAGUGUAAUGUAUCCUUACUAUAAAUAUAUGAGCCCAGCUAAAAUACACACAGAAAAUUAGCAUGCCAGUUUUUCCUGCAUUCAAAUGAUCUUAGUCCUUUCAAUCAGUCACUUUGGGAUGGGUCUGCCUGGCUCAGGGUUAUUGUUCAUGCUCAGAUCUUUUCUGGAGUUGCCUCCAGAGUCCAACUAUGCGGAUGUCACUUACAGUGCUUUGAUUACACCUUGUAUUUCUCAAAGUGUCCUUAUCUUGUUAGAUCAUGUCUAUUCUUCCCAAGAUUAACUCUAAAUGAUUUUUAAAGGUUUUCACCAGUAAAUGUACCUCAAACUACAAAGUUUUGCCUUGAAUGUAGGAUUUAAAACAAAAAUGUUAAGGUAGUCAUCAAAGGGGAAGUUUUAAAAGCACUUAUCUGUUCUUUUAUCAGCUGCUCACCCACUCAUGGUUCCUUUGAGUUAUGGAGUAGUUAUUUAAACAUAAAUACACCAUGUUGUGCUCGUUGAGAUGAUUGUGUAAGAUGAUCCUUUGAAGGAUAAAAUAGUCAACCAGAAAUAUAAAUUCUGGAGAGACAUUUGAAAAUCACAAAGUUUCAAGUCAUCUAGUAUAUGUUUUCUAUGCUGAGUAUUAUGAUUUGGAAGGAGAGAAUCCCCAAAAAAUUUUUAAAUAUUAAUCUGAAAAUCUAAUGAAUGAGAUAGGAUAAUCUAACAUGAAAUGUCUGAAAGUACUAGUUUCAUUUAAAAUGAUCUGAGUUAGUUAGUCAAGUCAUAUUAUUGUAGGUAGGUAAAGCAGUAAGCAUUUUAGGAGAAAAGUCAGUCUUCAUUUCAAAACUAAGCUUGUUUUAAAAGCAACAAUGGUAAGGCAAGCCUGCACUUUUUUCUUAUGGCUUAUGUACUUAAACACAGUAGACCAAAUCAAACGGAGCCCAGAGCAUGGCUUGGUAACUCUGUUUUCCAAACAGUGUUUCUAAGGAGGUUAACUGCUGAAGAAUGAACUAAUCAGGUUUUUCACGGGUUAUGAGAACAUCUGUCCUGAUGAGAACACCCUAUUACAUGUAAAGGCUCAAGGACUUAACACAUUUUGAAAAUAAUUUAUCUCAAAAUAAAAUACAUAUUAGAAGCCAUGUGUGCUUUAAAAUGUAUUUCCCAUGGCCCAGAACAAUAUGAGGAUGUAUUUUCCACCACCAUUAUCCCCAGUGAAGCUUUUCUCAAAAAGUCUACCUAGGAGUCUCUAUCAUUGGUAACUAUGCCACAGUGGCCAUUGUGUUGUGUAUCUAUGUUCCCAACCCUGCAUGGAAAUAAAUCACAGAAACAUAGUUCCUCAGUAGAAUUAAUCUCUUCCAGCCCAUGUGCUUCUAGUUUGCAGUCUAUGAAAAAACCAGCCAGGUCCCUUCAUUAUACAAUCAUAGUUAACUGGGCAUAAAGGAACCUCACGAGGUAACUGAUCUGAGCAGUUCAUCUAAAGCCACAGACCCUGUUGGUGUCUCUGUCUGGAAAUAGCUUUACAGAGUCAAAGUGUGUGGAGGAAACUCUGGAGAAAGGCUGUGGAGAGUGAGUGGUGGUUGGGUUGGUGAGAGCACUGCUUAGGAGAGUCUGUUUGUCCAGCUUAGGAGGAGAGUCUGUUUGUCCGGCUUAGGAGGAGAGUCUGUUUGUCCGGCUUAGGAGGAGAGUCUGUUUGUCCGGCUUAGGAGGAGAGUCUGUUUGUCCGGCUUAGGAGGAGAGUCUGUUUGUCCAUCUUAGGAGGAGAGUCUGUUUGUCUGGCUUAGGAGGAGAGUCUGUUUGUCCGGCUUAGGAGGAAAGUCUGUUUGUCCGGCUUAGGAAGAGACUCUGUUUGUCUGGCUUAGGAGGAGAGUCUGUUUGUCUGGCUUAGGAGGAGAGUCUGUUUGUCCAGCUUAGGAGGAGAGUCUGUUUGUCCGGCUUAGGAGGAGAGUCUGUUUGUCUGGCUUAGGAGGAGAGUCUGUUUGUCCAGCUUAGGAGGAGAGUCUGUUUGUCCAGCUGUCUGUUCUUUACUUGUUGUGCCUUGCCUACUCUGAUUUCAAGGGUACUGUGAUUCCUUCAGAAUGCAUAGAAUAACUUUUUCCAGGUCUAUAUUUUUGAUGCAUAUUCUGCAAAAAUUGUCAGUAUUCAAGAGACCAUUUAAUAAUAAAUUAAGAAUUAUACUUGGAAAA
Molecule: messenger RNA, 5660 nt
Organism: Mesocricetus auratus (golden hamster)
Lineage: Eukaryota; Metazoa; Chordata; Mammalia; Rodentia; Cricetidae
Gene: Asah2
Product: N-acylsphingosine amidohydrolase 2
Exons: 23
Coding region: 619-2889 (756 amino acids)
Biological process (GO): long-chain fatty acid biosynthetic process; sphingosine biosynthetic process; ceramide catabolic process
Cellular component (GO): extracellular region
Molecular function (GO): N-acylsphingosine amidohydrolase activity
Source: RefSeq, a predicted model, not a curated record